AUGUUGAUGCCUUCAUCCAUGUUUGUUUUCCUGAUAUCAGUCCUUCUUUUGGGCAGUAUCGUUCAGGUUUCCAGCUCAACGUGGACAGUCUAUCACUCGUUCAACGCGGAUCAAGAAUUCAGCCGCCGUGGAGAACUGAAAUGGUCCCCGGAAGAAGGAGCUUUGCAAAUUACCAAUGAGGAAUCUGCCUUGUCCACAGAAAGCAUACAAGCCAUGUUAGACUAUGGAUGGUACCACGUCAAGAUUCAAAAUCCAAAUGAUACCAACGAUUUUGUGCUUUCCACUGUACCAGCUUGCAGUAUCCGCCGGGCCAACUUUAAGGAUGAAUUUCAGGUAACUCUGCCACGCACCCAAGAGUCGCAGAUUACUAGUUUAGCAUACUUGCCAUUGGCCAGUCCACUCGCUCCCAAGUCUUGUGAUGAAAUGGGGGAAGUAGAAUCACCAACAUUUACAUCCAAGGUGUCCUUGACUCUUGACACGCCCGGAAUGAUCCUGAAAUCAGUCUUGCCAACCACAAAGCCACCACCAGGCAUGACAUUCAUCCCGCACCCCAAUUUGAAAAAGAAUAGUGGUAAUAGUGCUGCUGGGGAUGGCGCCAAAGGUGGUGCAAAAGAAGGUCAGAUCCCUGGACAAGAAGAGGAGGAACCGCAAUCCUACAUCCGUAAAUAUUGGUACAUCUUUCUGCCUCUCAUGAUUGCCAACUUUAUGGGAAUUGGAUCACCAGCAGCAGGAGGAGAGCCUUCUCAAGGUGGUGCGGGUGAUGCUCAACCUGCUGUGGCAGCCGCUGGUGCAAGUGCACCUGCUGGUUCGGAUGGUGGGAAACGACGACGGGGAAAACGUCGUUAG
Messenger RNA from Cylindrotheca closterium, 846 nucleotides. NCBI's taxonomy places the organism in Eukaryota, Bacillariophyta, Bacillariophyceae, Bacillariales, Bacillariaceae. The record is from the annotation of a GenBank genome assembly.